Pseudonaja textilis is the source of this 1618-nucleotide messenger RNA. RefSeq names its product cell surface glycoprotein MUC18-like. Gene Ontology annotation, biological process: cell-cell adhesion. The record is from RefSeq and is a predicted model, not a curated record. Gene Ontology annotation, molecular function: cell adhesion molecule binding. NCBI's taxonomy places the organism in Eukaryota, Metazoa, Chordata, Lepidosauria, Squamata, Elapidae. Gene Ontology annotation, cellular component: plasma membrane; cell-cell junction.
CCGCCCCUCGCCCCCAGCCUUGGCCAGACGCCUCCGCUGCUCCAAAAGCCCCAGAGAGCGCAAGAGAGCAAGAGGACCGUCCUGGUGGCCCCCGACUUUCUCGCCUCCCCUGCCCGGCCCUGUCGGACUCUCCCCGCAAGCCCUUCCCCGCGCGAUCGCCUUGCUUUUCCUGCUUUGUUUCAGCCCCGGCGCCGAAGCGGAGGAGGAAGCCCAGCCGUCGGAGCUCCAUGGCGCAGUUUGGUCCUUGGGGCUGUUGGCUCUUCUUAGCCGUGGCCUUAAGCGCGACCCCACGCUUCGGUCAAGCGGGCAUCCCCACCAUCCGUCUGAUUGACCAGGAGGGCCCCAUCCUUGAGGGCAACAAUGUGACUCUGGAAUGCCUAAUCAAUCCUGGGGAUAAUGUGUCGGACUUCACCUUCCAAAAAUAUAGCAAGUGGCUCCGUUCUUGGAUCUCUUUGGAUGAAUCUCACGACUUGCGUUGCUGGUUUUAUGACGUCACUGUGAAUGAUGACAAUGGGCGCCUCCUGCUGACCAUCAGCAACAUCCAGUCUUGGCACGCUGGACCCUACCGCUGUACCAGCCUGAAUGCCACCAACAACAACACCAUCUCGGAUGAACUGGACUUGCAGAUGGAGUAUCUGCACAAGGUCUUUGUCAGCAAUUCCAACUCCUGGUGUGGUACCGUAGGGGACUCCAUAUCAGUCCUUGAAGACGACAACCUGCAGCUUCAGUGUUCAGCGGAUGCGUCCCAGACACCGCACUACGAGUGGAUUCGAGAGGGCGAUGACUGGAUCCUGCCCUCAGGUUCCUUAACUAUCUACAAGGUAACCCAGGAGCAAGCCGGGACCUAUACUUGCCAAGCCCACCACCCAACUUUGCCACAGUUGACCAAGAGCAAAUCAAUCCGCUUGCUCGUGGAGAGCCCCAAACGCAGCUUCAGUUUUGAGUCUGUGCUGUCCCUCAGCACCCCAAUGCUGGCCCUGGCGGUGGCCCUACCAGCUGUGCUGCUGCUGCUGUUGAUUUUGGUCUUCGCUUUCCUUAUUCCCCGUCACCGGGCAGCUGCCCUGAAGAAAAUGGCUUUGGAGGAAUCUGGCCAGCGCACCCCCAUUUACAAAGGGAGCCUCGACUCUGUGCCUUCUGUUGGGGGAGACACCCAGCCUCUGGUGAUGUGAAGCAGAUACACCGGAUGAAAUGAACUUUUUCAAGAUCCAACUUUUUUUUUCCUGUAUUGAUUAUAGACUGGCAACAAUAUCCUCAGUGUACAGUAACUGGUUGUUUUUGUGUAUAUUUAGGGGAAUUAUUAUCCUGACUUUUGGGGGGACCCGUUUGGAAAAAUUGAGGGGGGCAGAAGUGAUAUUGGGGUGCCUGUGAAUCUCUCCUUUCCAGCUACAUUAGCUGCUCUUUGUCUGCCAUUCUUUCUAAGCUAAAAUACUAUUUUUUCCCUGUGGCUCAUUUGGCCAAUAUCUACCCUGACAAACAUUAUUUCUUUCAUGUUUGGACAGAUGCUGUCUCUCUAUAUUUUUACUUUUUAACUUAAGAGUCAAUGAAUGAAGAAUAAGGCACUGGAUUAUUAUACCUUUUGUUUGUUGAAAAUAAACAAGCAUUGGCUCUUUUCUACAGU